AUGAGGAACUAAAACAGCUGGUGUGAACAGCGUAUUUUUGGCAAUGGGCGGUGAUCUUCACUAACGGCACAGUGAUGCUGAUCACCGCCACCAUUGCGCUCUAUAGAAGCUUGUGUUCACGUCGCAUGCAAAGUCCUGCUUCCUGUCCAAUAGAAACAAUGCUCCAGCAUCGCACGGCUUAUUUAUAAAGCGCUGUCUGGUAACAGUGGGAGUAAUGUAGAGGCGAGGGAGGCAGUUUGAACGUGGAGGCGGCGAACAGAAACGCGGAGCGGUGGUGUAAAUGGGAAAUCUGAUGGGCGCUCUGAGGUACAAGGAGCCGAGCACCGUGGAGGAAUGCGACUCGACGUGGGAGACGGACUCGGAGAGCGACGAGCAUCCUGGAGGAGAGCAGGACAGCGGGGUGUCCGAGUCCAUCGGUGCUCCGGAGUCAGGGCACUGUGGAGAGGAUCAAGAAGGCUUUCCUCAGUUUAAUGACACGGCUGAGUCAUCCACUAAGAUGAAAAGAAGCUUUUAUGCUGCCAAGGACCUGUACAAGUACCGCCAUAGUUAUCCGAAUUACAAGGAGCCUCGACUGAGAAAUGAGUACCGCAAUCUGAGAUUCUAUCUGAAUAAGAUCCCUCUGGUCCCAGAUGGAAUCUAUGUUGAAGAGAUCCUCACCAAGUGGAAGGGUGACUACGACAAGCUUGAGCACAAUCACACAUAUAUACAAUGGCUUUUCCCACUCAGGGAACAAGGCCUCAAUUUCUAUGCCCAUGAACUCACUCAGGAUGAGAUUAAGGAUUUCCAGAACACGCCAGAAGCCAAGCGGCGCUUCGUGCUGGCGUAUGCUAUCAUGUUGGACUUCUUUGGAAUCAAGCUCCUUGAUAAGAGUGGAAAUGUAGCCCGUGCGCCAAACUGGAAAGAUCGUUUCCAGCACCUGAAUGAGUCUCAACACAACUAUCUGAGAAUCACACGCAUCCUGAAGAGUCUGGGUGAGCUAGGCUUUGAAAGCUACAAGCUGCCUCUGGUGCAUUUGCUGCUAGAGGAGGCUCUGGUGCAGGGCACGCUGGCUAACAUGCGCCACAGUGCGCUCGAGUACUUUGUCUACACUCUGCGAAAUCACAGCCAGAGACGUGCACUGCUACGCUUUGCCCAGCGCCAUUACCAACCUCCUGAGAACUUCAUCUGGGGGCCUCCAAAGAGGAGAGGCUCCCCCGGGACAAGAGCGAGCAGAAUGGAGUCUCCACUGGACAGGAGUGCAAGAAUACCUAGAGCUCUGAGACAGGGGAGUCCAACCAGGCCUGAUGAAGAGAUAGAAGGGGUGGAUGGGAGGGAAGUAGUGGAGUGGAAAACAACAAAGGUAUCUAGGAGCCAUCAGCAGAGUAGGGGAGACACAGAGGAAUACAUUGAAACUGUACCUCUUUGAGAAUUUUGGACAGGGGAAUUGAGAGAAUGAGCCUGAUAUUAGGACUGACAGUGCUGGGGAAUAGUUAUGGGUGUGGCUCAAAGCAAUAUUAUUUCCUGUCUUGGCCUUCAAUGAAUAGCAAUGAGAGAUUUGUUACUCUUUGGGUUUUUUGUAAAUCCGCAAUUAAAUACCGAUUUUCAUUUUGUUUACUUUGAGGCUUACGAUAUCAGCUGAUGAUUUUCUACUGUAUUCCUAACCCUGCCUCAGUCUAUUACACUUUUUGAACAAUCUUUAGCACACAGAAGUGAAGAUGUGAAUUAUUACCUAACUUGAUUGUGUGUGUGUUGCACUUUUACCUAUCCAGUCUUCCUCUGUGACAUAUUUGUGGAGUUAAGAUGGACUCCAGACUUUAACUGAGCCUUUUGAGCCUUAGUCUUAGAGCUGAGUAAGGUCUAUUUCUAUAGAAACAUAAGAACUAUGGCUAGAAUGCAUUAACACAAUACAUUUUAUAAUAUCAUUUUAAUCCAUUUAAUCUUUGCCUUGUUAUAAUUGAAUACUGAUGUACAUAAUUAAAAAAAAAAAGAAAGAA
Molecule: messenger RNA, 1973 nt
Organism: Hemibagrus wyckioides
Lineage: Eukaryota; Metazoa; Chordata; Actinopteri; Siluriformes; Bagridae
Gene: ogfrl1
Product: opioid growth factor receptor-like 1
Exons: 7
Coding region: 281-1405 (374 amino acids)
Cellular component (GO): membrane
Molecular function (GO): opioid growth factor receptor activity
Source: RefSeq, a predicted model, not a curated record